GAGCUAUACGUUCGGUAGAUUACUUUUUUUUUGAGUUUCACGAUAUUUAAUAGUUACCUGUGGUUAUGCCUCAGCUUACUUUUCGUUUUUUUCUUCACGUAUAGACUAGUUUCAGUUUAUAUCACUCGUUUUAUCCGUUUUUGUCCGUUUUCAGUGUGCUUUUUAGUGUUUUUCAAAGGUCUUAGGCCUUUGCAAGCAUCCAUAGCAUAGUUUGCUUCAACAUAGUCAUGAAAAGCUCAUGCAAACGUCCGGGAUGCCGUUUUGCUGUUACAACUGGCAUGCUGUGCGACAACUGCGAAGGUUGGUUCCACGAAGCAUGCACAGAUCUGACAGCAACUGCUUACAACAGACUCACCAAGUCAGACCAAAAAUGGGUAUGUGUCACGUGCAGCACGGAUGUUGUAGUCUUGCUGAGUAACAUCAUUGUCCUACUGACAGGUCUUCGGAACAAGUUGUCAGUUAACUUGGACAACGAUAGUAAAAAAACCGGUAGACAAACAAGAGCGUGCGACGGAUACAAAAAUAGGGAUUUCGACAGGUAUACCAUCGAUGGAGCAUCCAUCAACACUAAUGAUGACGUGUCGAGGCUCAGCACCAUCAUUACGUCGACGGUAUUAGACUCCCUAAGCAAACUCGGGUCUCCCAGCUUAGGGUCCCUGAACACAACAGUGGUUCUCAAAAACCCUGUAGGCAAUUCGACCCACGUUAAGAAAGCCCAAAAGAACCAGGCAUCACCGCCUAAGCCGAGUAACCCAAGUGUUGCUGUACGGAAAAUAACUGGUGAUUUGGUCGCACAGUCUACUCCAAAGACUGUUUGUCCGGUCAAUAAAGAGUCCAAGCCUCAAAAACGCACACUGACCUCCAAACAACAAGUUAUUAAACUUGAACCCAUCGUGAAACCUGGUAAAUUAACAACAGUUCGUGACGAUUCUCUCAUUAUCAUGAACCUCGUUGACAAUCCUGACCUUCCUCAGUCUGCAGGACAGAAACGACAGGAUACUCUGGGGUGA
This is a messenger RNA of Schistosoma margrebowiei, 1010 nucleotides long. The record is from the annotation of a GenBank genome assembly. Lineage: Eukaryota; Metazoa; Platyhelminthes; Trematoda; Strigeidida; Schistosomatidae.